Molecule: messenger RNA, 2570 nt
Organism: Chenopodium quinoa (quinoa)
Lineage: Eukaryota; Viridiplantae; Streptophyta; Magnoliopsida; Caryophyllales; Amaranthaceae
Product: polygalacturonase At1g48100-like
Exons: 6
Coding region: 895-2316 (473 amino acids)
Biological process (GO): carbohydrate metabolic process
Molecular function (GO): polygalacturonase activity
Source: RefSeq, a predicted model, not a curated record
UAGGACAACUAUGUUACUCGGACACUUGAUUCAUCAUUGUAAAAGAAUUCAAGAACUAUGAAAUUAACAGAGUGAAACUCAAGAGUAGCAUAGGAGAAGAGGUAAGGAAGUGGAACAUAUAGUUUGGUAUGUUUAAAAAUAUGUAUAUAGUACGAGGUGAGAAGAAUAUAUUCUAAGGAAUCUAAACAGAGUGACAAGGAAAAUCACCAAUUGAGGCAAAUGUAAGAAGGUUCUCCAAAGAAAAAAAGUAAAAAAGAAAAAAGUAUGGGUUAAUUAAAAUAUUUACUGAAAUAGUAAGCAGCUGUAAACCCAGAAAUGGGAAGUUGUGGACCAGUACACUCACUAUGAGAGGGUAAUGGGAAUGGCUUGGGGGUGGGUAAUGGGGUAUAACAUGGGAGCUCUUUUCUUUUUUCUUUUUUUUUUUAAAAAUCAAAAUUCUCACAAAUACCUUGUUAAUUUCGUAAAUUCUGUUUUUUGUUUUAAAUUUUUGUAUUCCUUAACCGUCGACUCUGCAACAUCUUCCACUCACUCUCAAAAGCAAGCAUGCUUCCUCACAAUUUAAAAGGUCGGUUUUUGUGGCUUUUUUAUAUUCAUUCUUCCCACUAACCUUAACCUUAACCUUGUGUUUUUCUUCACAAACUAACUUACCCACAUUUUUUGUUUCUAUAUAUAUACACAUUAUACAUACGCUGUAUGUAGUAACAACAUACAUGCUUAUAUUUGGUGCUUCUCAGCCUUUCACGUAUUCUGUGUCUUUUCUUCUUUUCACCCAAUUACACUCUCCAACUUGCCUUCUUCUCUCUUUUUUAGCAACCACGUACUUGCCGAAACUUCAGCCAAUUUCCUUUGUUGUUGUUGUUGUUCUAACUAACUGCAUUUUACUUAGUUUUUUUGAUGGGGAAAUUCCAUCUGACAUUGCUAUUUCUACAUACUCUUUUUGCCAUCAAUGCAUGCCUUUUUCCUGCCUCCCAUGCUAGACACCAUAGACACACUUACAAACGACACAAGCAUGGACAUUAUAUUUCUCCCCCUGAUUCCGGAAUAUCCUUGCCCCCUUCUUCUCAGCCUAAUAACCCUUCAGCAGAUCCUCCUGCCUAUGCUCCUCGCGGUGUUUUUGAUGUUAGGAGUUUUGGAGCCGUAGGGGAUGGUGUUUCUGAUGAUACGGAGGCCUUUAAGGCGGCUUGGGAUGCUGCUUGUAGUAGUACUGAUAAUUCCGACUCUACUGCAUUACAUGCUCCUAGUGGCCAUACCUUCAUGAUUCAAUCUACCAUCUUCUCUGGCCCUUGUCAAACUGACAUUAUUUUUCAGAUUGAUGGGUCAGUUGUGCCACCGGAUGGGCCUGAGCAGUGGCCAAAGAACACUAGUAAGCAUCAGUGGUUAGUGUUCUACAAAGUUGGAGGGAUGUCACUCCAAGGGGGAGGCCGUAUUGAUGGAAGGGGAGGAAAAUGGUGGGAGCUCCCCUGCAAGCCUCACAGGGGACCUAAUGGAACCACACUGCCUGGUCCUUGUGAUAGUCCUAUCGCCAUCAGAUUCUUUGAGAGUUCCAACUUGACAGUCAAAGGACUCCAAAUCCAAAAUAGUCCACAAUUCCACUUCAGAUUUGAUGUUUGCCACAAUGUCCACAUAGAGUCAAUUCACAUAACAUCUCCGGCUUUAAGUCCUAACACUGAUGGAAUUCAUAUUGAAAAUACCAACAAUGUCCAGAUUUAUAACUCCUUCAUUUCCAAUGGCGAUGACUGUGUCUCAAUUGGCUCUGGUUGCUUCGAUGUAGACAUCAGAAACAUCACCUGUGGACAUGGUCAUGGAAUCAGUAUUGGAAGCUUGGGGAACCACAAUUCAAGGGCAUGUGUACACAAUGUGACUGUGAGAGACUCGCUGAUGAGAGAAACCAGCAAUGGAGUGAGGAUCAAGACUUGGCAAGGAGGGUCAGGUGCUGUCUCAGGGGUGACAUUUGAUAACAUACGAAUGGACUCUGUGAGGAACCCCAUCAUAAUUGACCAGUACUAUUGCUCCGGAAAAGGUUGCAACAACCAAACCUCGGCUGUCUUAGUGACUGACAUUGUUUAUUCCAGUCUGAAGGGCACGUAUGAUGUUAGGAGCCCUCCUAUGCACUUUGGUUGCAGUGACGCAGUCCCUUGCUCCAACAUUACCUUGUCAGAUAUUGAGCUACUCCCAGCUGUUGGGGAAAUGGUGUUGGACCCCUUCUGUUGGAACGCUUAUGGAAGCUUAGAGUCUCUCACUAUUCCUCCCGUAUUCUGCUUGCAAGAGGGUAUCCCGCCUCAACCUAUCUUGGAAAGUAGUAUUGAUCAUUGUUGAGUUUAUCAGCAUCUAGUAUACAAUGUAUAUACAUUUGUAUAAGAAUUGAUUUGGUGUACGUGUCAAUUGAGGUGCGGCCGAGUUUCUAUUCAAGGAGAAGCAUAUUUAAGUCUUCUCCUGCUGUAAUAGUAUUACAGGUUUUCUAGUAUGCAAUGUCAAUUUGAAGGCUUUAAUCUCAUUUUUAUGUUCUGUUCUUUGUAUUAUCAUGCAUUCAUGCAAUUGUAUGGGUAUGUUGUUCUAAUUUGAUCAUGUUU